AUGCCUACGAGCGUUUCUGUUCAGAACUCCUUGGUAACUGCGGGUGAACUUAGACCUACGCUACCCGCUCUUGAAGCUUGGAGAACUGUUCCGCUCGAGACACUAGUUCGAGCUGCGAGCGAUCGGCUGUGCCUCUGGGACUACCAGAGGCAUGCCCCGGCGCUUACUUUCUUCCAAGUCUGGCAAACAAGACUCUUACUGCAAAAUGUUUACAUGAAUCGGGACCCCUACGUUUUGCCUCUUCGCGGAGCUGCGGUUCUUAGUCUUAGGCGGCUCUGGGGACAGAACAGCUCGGAUACGCCACGACUGCGACUUUCUGCGCGCCUGCGGCUGCAUCCCACCGAAGGUGCCUGCGAUGGCGAGGCUGCGGAUCAGGACAGUGGCAACGACUUUGGUUGGAGUGGAAGCAAACAGACUUGGAGACAAAGAUGGCUGCCGCCUUUUCUCAACUGGCACCGUGCAGGCGAACGUAGGUCUGUAGGAGGAGACUGGGACAGCAACCGCAAGAGCUCCUUAGUAAACACGGAGCAAUUUAGGCUGCCUGGGCGGCUGUAUUUGAAGCUAGGAACAACGAUUGACCUGCCGGGUCUCAUGCUUUGGGAAAGUGCUGCAGAGCGAAAUCGGCGGCGUUUGUAUUCCACAGCUCUACGAGAACGUUCAUCGACCUGGUGGGGCUUCGAAUGGGACUUCAUGCGAUGUCUUGGAGCGUUCCAAGGAUGCGCUGCUAGUGCAAAUCGAAAAUGGAUGAACUCUAACGCCCAGCUCUCGCAUUGGUUCCUACACGCUUCUUGGAUUCCUACGAAUUCGGAUGCACCGUGGCACCUUGUUGCUGGUGUACAGCACAGAUUUCGCGUUGCGAAACCGAGAAAAUCGCAUCGUAGGAGUCGCCGAUCGUAUUCCGCCCCAACGAAGGAGACUGGUUUCUUUCAACUCACACUCAGGCUAGGAUUUGACCUAAUGCGCAGUGAAAUAUACCUGACUCCGGUCGCUGAUGGCACGUACUUCUAG
Molecule: messenger RNA, 1008 nt
Organism: Cyanidioschyzon merolae strain 10D
Lineage: Eukaryota; Rhodophyta; Bangiophyceae; Cyanidiales; Cyanidiaceae
Exons: 1
Coding region: 1-1008 (335 amino acids)
Source: RefSeq, a predicted model, not a curated record